AACGAAAGCUAGAACACGAGCAUGCGCGUGCGCGCUCGCGCGAAGAAAGUUGAUCGAGGUCGUCGAUCAAUCCGGUUGACACAUUUGGGCCCUAACAUUUGUCUUCUCUAACUUGCGGUCCGAAACGUUAGCAUGCCCGUGAUCAAAUAUGCUUCAGUAGACGGUGCGAUCGGGUCGAGGGAGAUAAUCCGAUCGAGUGAAUAACUGGUGAGAACUGGCGCGAAAAAUGGAUCCUUUUCGUUGGCUUUCGAUCGUGGCACUGUUGGCGUUCUGUGGUUCGGUGUGCAUGAGUGAUAGUAGUGUUUACUCGAAUUCAACCGCAACACUGGCGCGCCGAAAAAGGACCCUUAUUUUCCAUCCCAUCUCGCGAGGAUUCUUUCGUGUAAAUAUUAAGGAUGCAAUCGCCGAUAACACCACGAUCUGGGCGCACGGUAUCGGGUUUCGUAUGAACAUUGAGUUUUACAACCCGCCCGGGCUGAAGAUCACUCGCCGGGAUGUGCAUCAGUCGCUCGAAAGCAUGAUCAUGUCCCACGGGUUCGAUGGGCGUGCCUGCAUCCUGCGCACCUUCUGCGAGGUCUCGAAGGCCAUGACACCGAAGAGCGGCAUCCUGUUCAAGCUGUUCAAGCUCAUCUUCCGAUCGAAUGCGCCCGGCUCUGAUGACAGUUCCUCCAUCGGUUCUUCAAACAGUUUGCCGGAGGGUGACGACGAGUACUUCCCUUACCUGACCGCGGACGAUUGUAGCGAGCUCGAUCGGCACUGUCCCAUCUCGCAGCUCGAUAUGGAGGGUAUGGCGGAACCGGCGGCCACCGAGGCGGUCAGUGAGUCCGUUCGCUCGGGUUAUUACUGAAAUCGGUCGGUGGUGGG
This is a messenger RNA of Anopheles gambiae (African malaria mosquito), 864 nucleotides long. RefSeq lists its product as uncharacterized. The coding region runs from base 227 to 847 and encodes 206 amino acids. Lineage: Eukaryota; Metazoa; Arthropoda; Insecta; Diptera; Culicidae. The transcript has 4 exons. The record is from RefSeq and is a predicted model, not a curated record.